AUGGUAGAUGGCAUAUGCAGCUACCAGCCUACCAUCUCUCUGCGCAUAUGCCCAAAAGAGCACAUAGCAUCCCCAGACAUGGCGUUGCCCAAGGAAAACUGGACAGUUAAACAUUACAUCCACUUCAUGGCCCCCAAGAUAACCCUCCAGGAAACACAUCAUACCUUUCUCACUUGCGUCCUAGUCGACACUAUUAUCCAAUACAAGGACGUGAUCCUUGCGUUUGGAAGGGAGUGGAUCCCGCCUGUGACUCUCGAGCUGCUUGUACACAGUGGCCAUGGGGGAGCUGCAAAUCGAAACACCUACCUAAGUCCCCCUGGCUGGCUUUCCGAGGAGUGGACUGGUCAACCCAUUCUAUUGCUAGAGUUUGGGACUCUUUCUCAUCAGUCUGGUGAGCCCCCUGGAGCAUCGCCCAGGGAUACACUCACUUUCAGAUCGUUGCGUUAUCGCUCUUUAAAACGGCCUUGGCAGAGGCUUAUCGGGCUAGUGAACUUCUUCGAAGCUGCCGCGAGCCGCCGUGCGGCAUCCCCAUUCAUAGGGAUCCUCCCGCCAGAUGUCUACGAACGUGUGAUCAACUUUGUGGACUACGAGACAUGGAAGACAUGUCUCAGUGUGUGCAGGGUGCUUCGUGCUUGCUGCCUUCGCAAGCAUCGGCUAAUUGAGUCGAAGGCAAUUAUCGGAGGGCCUUUCGAGAGGCAACAAAAUCCCCACAGUCGCCCACAUAUCUCUUUCAUUUUCGAAGACUUGAAGAAGGGGGAGGUCAGGUCCAUGACACAGGUCCUGCGUUGCCAGCGAACGGAGGAGCUGGAAGGAAACUGGAUGCCGAUUGUUGGCAGCAAACGAAAAGCGCUGAUGACCAAUGUGAAUGUGCAGUUCAAGCCGGCACAUCCAGUACAGGUAAAGGGCGCUGUCAAUUAG
Molecule: messenger RNA, 918 nt
Organism: Penicillium salamii
Lineage: Eukaryota; Fungi; Ascomycota; Eurotiomycetes; Eurotiales; Aspergillaceae
Source: the annotation of a GenBank genome assembly